Molecule: messenger RNA, 1668 nt
Organism: Piliocolobus tephrosceles (Ugandan red Colobus)
Lineage: Eukaryota; Metazoa; Chordata; Mammalia; Primates; Cercopithecidae
Gene: TBX1
Product: T-box transcription factor 1
Exons: 11
Coding region: 1-1668 (555 amino acids)
Biological process (GO): cell fate specification; positive regulation of DNA-templated transcription; regulation of transcription by RNA polymerase II
Cellular component (GO): chromatin; nucleus
Molecular function (GO): DNA-binding transcription factor activity, RNA polymerase II-specific; RNA polymerase II cis-regulatory region sequence-specific DNA binding
Source: RefSeq, a predicted model, not a curated record
AUGGGUGCGCUGAACUGGUCAGAGGAGACCCUGGAUACAAGCUUCUCCCGGAAGGCAGGCUGGCUGCUGGGUGCCGAGGGGCAGCAUCAGAUCCAGUGGCCUGAAGUUCUCCAACAUGUCCUCGUGUCCUCGGCUCCCUCGGCUGGCCAGGCCCCGCCCCCGGCCCUCCCUGCGCCCGGCCGGUGCGCAGGGAGGUCGGAGGAGCGGGCACUGCCCACCCUCCGGAUGUAUAAGCGUCCUGGCCAGAGGCGGGCGGUGCGCGCAAGGGCCCCCGGCUGUGAGUGGCACCACAGGCCCCCGCCCCCGGGCUUCGUGGGCUGGGCUGGGCUCGCCCAGGUGGCGGAGCGCACUGCCCACCAGGGCUCAGGGUCCUCCGGCCGGGUGAAGCUUCGCUGGCUGCCAGGGUCCCCGACCGGGAUGCACUUCAGCACGGUCACCAGAGACAUGGAAGGCGGCGGCGGCGGGCCCGGGGCGCCGGGGAAGAAGAACGCGAAGGUGGCCGGUGUGAGCGUGCAGCUAGAGAUGAAGGCGCUGUGGGACGAGUUCAACCAGCUGGGCACCGAGAUGAUCGUCACCAAGGCCGGCAGGCGGAUGUUCCCCACCUUCCAAGUGAAGCUCUUCGGCAUGGAUCCCAUGGCCGACUAUAUGCUGCUCAUGGACUUCGUGCCGGUGGAUGAUAAGCGCUACCGGUACGCCUUCCACAGCUCCUCCUGGCUGGUGGCAGGAAAGGCUGACCCUGCCACGCCAGGCCGCGUGCACUACCACCCCGACUCGCCUGCCAAGGGCGCGCAGUGGAUGAAGCAAAUCGUGUCCUUUGACAAGCUCAAGCUGACCAACAACCUACUGGACGACAACGGCCACAUUAUUCUGAAUUCCAUGCACAGAUACCAGCCCCGCUUCCACGUCGUCUAUGUGGACCCGCGCAAAGAUAGUGAGAAAUAUGCGGAGGAGAACUUUAAAACCUUUGUGUUUGAGGAGACGCGAUUCACCGCGGUCACUGCCUACCAGAACCAUCGGAUCACGCAGCUCAAGAUUGCCAGCAAUCCCUUCGCCAAAGGCUUCCGGGACUGCGACCCUGAGGACUGGCCCCGGAACCACCGGCCCGGCGCGCUGCCGCUCAUGAGCGCCUUCGCGCGCUCGCGGAACCCCGUGGCCUCCCCGACGCAGCCCAGCGGCGCGGAGAAAGACGCGGCUGAGGCCCGGCGAGAAUUCGAGCGCGACGCGGGCGGGCAGGCAGUACUCGGGGACCCGGCGCACCCUCCGCAGCUGCUGGCCCGGGUGCUAAGCCCCUCGCUGCCUGGGGCCGGCGGUGCCGGCGGUCUAGUCCCGCUGCCCGGCGCGCCUGGAGGCCGGCCCAGUCCCCCGCACCCCGAGCUGCGCCUGGAGGCGCCCGGCGCAUCGGAGCCGCUGCACCACCACCCCUACAAGUAUCCGGCUGCCGCCUAUGAUCACUACCUCGGGGCCAAGAGCCGGCCGGCGCCCUACCCGCUGCCCGGCCUGCGCAGCCACGGCUACCACCCGCACGCUCACCCGCACCACCACCACCACCCCGUGAGUCCGGCUGCCGCCGCCGCCGCCGCCGCCGCUGCCGCAGCCGCCGCGGCUGCCAACAUGUACUCGUCGGCCGGAGCCGCGCCGCCCGGCUCCUACGACUACUGCCCCAGAUAA